AUGGCGGGAUAGAUGACGUAGGUAACAGCAAGAACAACCGCCAAAUUUGCGUACCGGUUUCGUUGAAGAAAAAUAAAUUAUCGAAGAAAGGAUGUCGAGCCCGGGCAGGUCGCCGAGGAUAAACAGUCCCAGAAGGAGCAGUCCGAGAACUCCCAGGAGACAGGUUCAAGGAGUGCGUUCUCCCUCGUUAAUCGGGACUCCCAGGACAGGUAGGAAUGCGGCAGAGAAUGUGGAGACUCCUCUCAGGUGGAGUGCCAAUCGGCAGGAAUUGGGAGCCAGGCCGCCAACGAUCCUGGCUUCCUCCGAAAGAGACAGCGGACCUGAACACGUAUCUGAGUCGAACCAGGUCAGUUCUGAGAUCGGUCUACAGUUGUCAUCGCCGAUCAACUAUGGCACACCUAGUUCCCUGGGAUCAAUCAGAACGCCUAGAAGUGGUAUACGAGGGACUCCUGUCAGGCACAGGCCAGACAUCAACACAGACGGCAGGCGUCUGCGACAAUUUGCUAUACAAGAAUCAGCAAUACCAGAAGUCACUGAGACAGAGCGCAACAGUGAGCCAUCAGAGCACAAUGAUAAGACGUCAGAGGGUGAAGGCGCGGGGCCUCAGCUGGUGGUAUGGGGAACAAACGUGGUGAUAAAUCAGUGCAAGAACAAAUUUAAAUCAUUCUUUCAAUGGUACGUCGAUUCAAGCAUAGAGAAUGACGAGCAAACGGAUCACAUGGACCUGGUUCAGCCAUUGUAUCUACAAAAGCUCGAGGAGAUCCACACUUUAGAGGAACCUUAUCUGAAUGUGAACUGCGUGCACGUGAAGAUGUUCGACGAGCACCUGUAUCAGCAAUUGCUAGCCUACCCUCAGGAAGUGAUCCCAACGAUGGACAUGGCAGCGAAUGAAUUGUUCUUCGAUAAGUUCCCGGCUGCGGUCCUUGAGCAUCAGAUUCAGGUUCGGCUGUUCAACGUCGAGAAGGUGAAGAACAUGCGAGAGCUCAAUCCUUCCGACGUCGACCAAUUGAUCACAAUCCCUGGGAUGGUGAUCAGAGUCUCGAGACUGUUGCCUCAGCUGAGGGAAGGCUGCUUCAAGUGCAGCGUUUGCGGAUUUACGGUGAUGCUGGAGGUGGAGAAGGGGAAGACUAGGGAGCCGACACUCUGCGCCCACUGCUCGCACAAACACUCGUUCUCUCUGAUUCACAAUCUGAGUAAUUUCUCGGACAAGCAGAUGGUCAAGCUCCAGGAAGCUCCGGACGAGAUGGCGCAGGGCCAGACGCCUUCCACCAUCAUUGCCUUCGCUCACAACAAUCUCGUUGACGCCGUUAUGCCUGGCGACCGAGUCUCCGUUACCGGGAUCUAUAGGGCUGCCACGCACAAGCCGAAUUUCGAGCAUAGUCUGCAGGCCGUUUACAGGACUUACGUAGACGUAGUACACUUCAGGAAAUAUAGCUCGAAGAGAUUGCAUAACGAGGAGGAUGGUAAGGAGCACAAUUUCACUGCGGAGAGGAUAGAGCAGAUCAAGGAGCAAGCCGCCAGGCCAGAUAUCUACGAUCGACUAGCCAGACACAUCGCACCCAGCAUUUACGCCAACACCGACGUCAAGAAAGGAAUAAUACUGCAAUUAUUCGGUGGGACCAAGAAACCCGUGUCUCCGUUGGGCAAACACUUCAGGCCCGAUCUAAACAUUUUGUUGUGCGGCGAUCCGGGCACUAGCAAGUCUCAGCUGCUGCAGUACGUUUAUAAUUUGGUCCCCAGGUCGCAAUACACCAGUGGAAAGGGGUCCAGCGCGGUCGGAUUGACCGCGUACGUGACCAAGGACCCGGAGACGGGUCAGUUGAUCCUCCAGUCCGGUGCCUUGGCAUUAGCAGAUAACGGAAUCUGCUGCAUCGACGAGUUCGACAAGAUGAGCGAGAACGCGAGGUCUGUACUCCACGAGGUGAUGGAGCAGCAGACUCUGAGCAUCGCAAAGGCUGGCAUCAUCUGCCAGUUGAACGCCAGGACGAGUAUACUGGCUGCUGCGAAUCCCAGCGAGUCGCAGUGGAACAAGAACAACACAGUGGUGGAGAACGUGAAGCUGCCUCACACACUUCUGUCUCGCUUCGACCUGAUCUUCUUGAUUCUGGAUCCUCAGGAUGAGGCCUACGACGGGAAACUAGCUUCGCAUAUGGUCUCGUUGUAUUAUAAAAAUCCGGAGGAGUUCGAGGACGAGCAGAUGAGCAAGAGUCUGGUACGGGACUACAUAGUGUUUGCCAAGGAGCACGUGCACCCGACUUUGAACGAGGAGAGUCAGCAGAGAUUGAUCCAAGCGUACGUGGACAUGAGAAGGGUGGGCAGAGGGCGUGGGCAGAUCACCGCUUAUCCCAGGCAGCUCGAGGCCCUGAUAAGAUUGGCCGAGGCUCACGCAAAGCUCAGACUCAGCCCUGUCGUCGAGUUGGAAGACGUGGAGGAAGCUUGGAGACUGCACAGGGAGGCUUUGAAGCAAGCAGCGAUCGAUCCGCUGAGUGGAAAGAUCGAUAUCAACAUAAUAACGACCGGGAUAUCGGCGGCAGCUAGGAGAAAGAAGAAGGAGCUGGCUGAUGCGUUGAAAAAAUUGAUCGAAAGCAAGGACGGGGUGCACGUUAUCAGUCAGCAGAAGCUCUAUGCCGAUUUAAGACAGUCAUCCGAGUCGUUAAUUUCCCGAGAAAUGUUCCAGGAUGCCCUUAGAGAUCUACAAGACGACGGGCUGUUGACCAUAAUCGGUAGAACCAACGUCCGCGUCAAUAAAACCUAAUUAAUUAUUACUUUCAAUACUCCGUACUACAUGUAUAUUUAAGUGUUUGAUAACCAGGGUGAUCGACCUUUAUUUUAUUCGUAAUCCGAGUGAGAAUAAAUCAUUUUAAUACUUUUCCAUA
Molecule: messenger RNA, 2876 nt
Organism: Ceratina calcarata
Lineage: Eukaryota; Metazoa; Arthropoda; Insecta; Hymenoptera; Apidae
Gene: dpa
Product: disc proliferation abnormal
Exons: 6
Coding region: 92-2755 (887 amino acids)
Biological process (GO): double-strand break repair via break-induced replication; DNA replication; DNA strand elongation involved in DNA replication
Cellular component (GO): MCM complex; nucleus
Molecular function (GO): single-stranded DNA binding; single-stranded DNA helicase activity; ATP hydrolysis activity
Source: RefSeq, a predicted model, not a curated record